GUGCCUAUAAGGGCUAUGAGUGUCUAUAGAGGGCACACGGGUAUCUAUAGGGCCGAUGAGUGUCUAUCCAUAGGGGCCAUAAGUGUCUAUGGCGGCCGCGCCAGGUCUGUGGGACCGAAUGCCCCUGCGCUCCCGGGUCCGCUUCCGCCCGGAGUGGCGUCACCCCGGCGCCGCUUCCGGCGCCGCUUCCGCCCGGAGCGGCGCCACUUCCGGGCGGGGCCUAGCGCCGGUGUCGCUGUCAGUGUCGCGAUGCGGCUGCCGGUGCCGCUGCGGCUGCAGCUCCGGCCCGGGGCGGCGGCGGCCGGGCCCGGGUACCGGCAGGGCCAGAGCCCGGGACCGCGGAUCCGCGAGUAUUUUUACUACAUCGAUCACCAGGGGCAGCUUUUCCUGGACGACACCAAAGUCAAGAACUUCAUCACCUGCUUCAAAGACGUCCGGUUCCUCGCCUUCUUCUUCAAGCAACUGCAGCCCAACCGCAGCGGCCGCUACGAAACCCAAUUCCCCUUCGUGUCGCUGUGCGGGCGCGAGCGCAACUUCUUGCGCUGCGACGACCGGCCCGUGGUCUUCACCGAAAUCCUCCCCGGUACCGGCACCGACACCGGCACCGAGCGGCUCCUCUCCUAUUGCGGUGCCGGCGACCGCUUGACCAUCCCUUUCCAGCCCCAAAAUUUGGUGGUUUCACCCCGAAACGGGCGGUUGUACCACCCGGCGCCGACACGGGUGGGUGGCGUGGGGUUGGUGCGCUCGACGUUGGCGUUGGAGUGGGAUCCGUGUUUCGAGUACGAACUGGGGCCGGCGCAGCCCCCCACCCAUUUUAACUGGGAAGGGCGGCGCUACCGGCUCACCGGGGAGUUGUUGCCAUUGCUCCACGGUGGGGAAUCGGCCGAUGUCACCGUCACGCCGUGUCAGGGUUGAGCGGGGGACGCCCAACGCGCCUCGUCACCCCCGCGCACGGCGACUCGCGUUAAUCUGUGAAAAAUAACAAAAUCUGUGAAAAACAACCAAAAAAAAAUAGGUUUAACAAGUCCAAUUCCAUGCCGAGCGCUCA
Columba livia (rock pigeon) is the source of this 1048-nucleotide messenger RNA. RefSeq names its product chromosome 2 C8orf82 homolog (gene C2H8orf82). The transcript has 3 exons. The record is from RefSeq and is a predicted model, not a curated record. NCBI's taxonomy places the organism in Eukaryota, Metazoa, Chordata, Aves, Columbiformes, Columbidae. The coding region runs from base 16 to 915 and encodes 299 amino acids.